AACAUUCUCAGCCUGGUCCCUGCCAUUUUGUUUUCCGUCCUCACCUCUGUGGAGGGUGUGUAGGCAGCACCUCCUUCGCUCUCUCCCCACUUUGUCUCUGUCUGUCUCUCAGGAGGGCAGUUUUUGCAGGGGGUGCUCUGUUGUAGUCCUUUGCUACACCCGGUCUUCCCAGUGGCCUCCAACCUUUACAGCUCCACUUAGGCUGGGUUAUCCGUGGCUGGGCAGCCAUGAGCUGAGACCCAGGCCCAGCAGGGCAAGUCACCUCUCGGUAUCUCUCAUAGUCCUGGCCAGUGCUUAGGGAGAAGUUGAGAGAAGCCCCUUCUCCCUCUGGCCUUUCUUUAACAAACAAGUGGAACUUCCUUAAACGGGUUAGUUUGCUCGUUCCCUUUUUUUUUUUGUAAGUGGGCUUUAUAAUAAGGCUGGUGUGUGGUGCCUUUUCACUUUUUUUCCCCUCCUCUAGUUUCCCCUUCCCCUAAAGAAAAUCAACCACCAGAUUUUUUUUUUAUUAUUCGAAGAAGUACAGAAUAGGUGCUUCCCUCCUGUUCCUCAAACUCCCCUUCCCCCUCUUUCAGACUCGUAUCUGUUGCUUCACCCUGGCUUGACGACUCUUGUCGGCGCCUUCCCAAGCAGGAAGAAAGGCUGAAUCUGAAAACUAAACAUUUUCCAAACACCAAAUUUUAGCAUCAGGCUCGAACUGUGUUCAUUUCUUCCGGAGGGAUAAUGCUGGCUCGGUCUUGAGGAUAUAAAUGGACUGAUGAAGUUAGUGAUAUUUGCCGUAAAAGAAAUAAGAUGGCUUCUAACCCACCCUUUCACGUAAAAACAAACUGUACCACUCGUUUGUCCCCCCCCCUCCCCUUUGCCCCUUUCUUUAUGAAAUGGUGUGGGAGCAGCUGUGUGACUCUGCAGCGGCUGUUGGAUUGGCCGUAGGAUGGAGCCGCUGGAGUCGGCUGCUGUGUUGCUCCUCUCGCCGGUUACAAGCCAUCUUAUUCCGUGCCUGAGGGGGGAAGAGCGGGGGAAGAGUGCGAGGGUGCUGCCGGCCCCCCCCUGCUCUCUCGCUCGAAACCCCGCGCGCCGGCUUAGGACCCGUGGAGUGCCCGCGCGCGAAGAGCUGUCUGCCUGGCGACACCGGCCAGGCGCUGGUCAGGGCUAAGCCCUCUGGCUCAGCCAGGCCUGAACUCGGGGGACACCUCUGCCCAGAGAUUCCCCUUCCAGCCCCGUUUCCCAGCCCUCCACACCAGCACUGCCCCUCUGUUGGGAAGACGGCCACCGUUUAUAGAGCUGCUGGCCUGUGUGUCGCUGUGGAAAGAGUGAGGCUGUCGGUCUGAACUGGAAACCUCAGUCAGGCCCGUGUCCCCUUCACCUAGGUUCCCCGGCUGUUGCCUCCUGCUGUGCCAGGCACACAGCUCGCACUUGGCACUCCACUGCACGCUGCAGUCGCUGGGAUAGUAAGAGAGAACGCGCGCGCAGCACAAGCGUUGACCUCUUUAUUUCAGAGCUGUGGAGGCUUCUAGAUACAGAAAUUAAAUGCAAGAUUUUUUUUUCUAUCCAUUGGCCAGGAUUCAGGAAAGCAGGACAGGAAAAAGAGUGAGGUAUAAAGCACAAAAGCUAAAAACAAACAAACAAAAAAAAAAGAAUGAUUUUUAAUUUUUUUUCUGUUUCUUUCCCAGUCCACGAUGAUUAUUCUUUCUGAUUACCUGUGAUCAGUUCAUUUGGUGAAGAUCAAGCCAGUUAGCCCCCCUUCUAUUUUUCAGACCAACCAAGUCGACACAUUCAGGUUUUUUUUUUUGUUAUGUAGAAUUUAAAUUCAGAACAAACCAAAGCCUUUCUUCUCUCAUGGUCCUUUUCUGAGCAUCGCCCCCAUUUCCCCCCCAAAAAAAAUUGAAAACCAAACUUAACCUGCAUGAUUGGAAACUAAAAACAGGCUGAUUUUUUUUUUUGGUUCUUGUGGAAUUAGGCUAGUGGCUUCAGUGUUUUUUUUUUUUUGUCGUUUGUUUCCAUAAAAAGAGAAUGUACUGUUUGCAGACUUUUACUAACGCUCUUGUUUUCUUAUUUUGUCUCUUUUGGUUUUUACCACUGAUAUUGUUAUUUAGAAGGUUUCAGGUGGGUGACUAUUCCUGCGUAGGUGCCUCGCGGAAAGGAACGCUAGGGCAGCAUCAGUCCUCACCUCCUCUUCCAGCCUCGGCCGCCCUCGACAAAGUCGAAAAAUAUGGCCUGUUACCUGAAAGCCAUAGAAACCCAGCCCAACUUUGCGGUGGCUUGGAGUAAUCUGGGCUGCGUGUUCAAUGCCCAGGGGGAGAUCUGGCUGGCCAUUCACCACUUUGAGAAGGCUGUCACUCUGGAUCCCAAUUUCCUGGAUGCUUAUAUUAACUUGGGCAACGUGCUGAAAGAGGCUCGUAUCUUUGACAGGGCUGUGGCGGCCUACCUGCGUGCGCUGAGCCUGAGCCCCAACCAUGCCGUGGUGCAUGGGAACCUGGCGUGCGUGUACUACGAGCAGGGCCUGAUUGACCUGGCCAUCGACACCUACCGUCGCGCCAUUGAGCUGCAGCCUCACUUCCCGGAUGCCUACUGCAACCUUGCUAACGCGCUGAAGGAGAAGGGCAAUGUAAGGAAAUCCACAGAGAGCGUGUCGGAGGCAGAGGAGUGCUACAACACAGCUCUCAGGCUGUGCCCGACGCAUGCAGACUCCCUCAACAAUCUGGCCAACAUCAAGAGGGAACAAGGCAGCAUCGAGGAGGCUGUCCAGCUCUACAGGAAGGCCCUGGAGGUGUUCCCAGAAUUUGCAGCGGCCCAUUCCAACCUGGCCAGUGUCCUGCAGCAGCAGGGAAAACUGCAGGAGGCCCUCAUGCACUACAAGGAGGCCAUCAGGAUCAGCCCUACCUUUGCUGACGCAUACUCCAACAUGGGGAACACGCUGAAAGAGAUGCAGGACGUACAGGGGGCUCUGCAGUGCUACACACGAGCUAUCCAGAUCAACCCUGCUUUCGCGGAUGCACACAGCAACCUGGCCUCCAUCCACAAGGACUCUGGAAAUAUUCCAGAAGCAAUUGCAUCUUACCGCACUGCUCUAAAGCUGAAGCCGGACUUCCCUGAUGCUUACUGCAACUUGGCUCACUGCUUGCAGAUUGUGUGUGACUGGACAGACUACGAUGAGCGGAUGAAGAAGCUGGUGAGCAUUGUGGCUGAUCAGCUGGACAAGAACCGUCUGCCGUCGGUACACCCCCACCACAGCAUGCUGUAUCCUCUGUCCCACGGCUUCCGCAAGGCCAUCGCGGAGCGUCACGGCAACCUCUGUCUCGACAAGAUUAAUGUGCUUCACAAGCCCGCUUAUGAGCACCCGAAGGACCUUAAGGCCAGUGGGGGGCGCCUGCGUGUUGGCUAUGUCAGCUCAGACUUUGGCAACCAUCCUACCUCCCACCUUAUGCAGUCCAUCCCUGGUAUGCACAACUCCGAGAAGUUUGAGGUGUUCUGUUAUGCACUUAGCCCCGACGAUGGCACAAACUUCCGUGUGAAGGUCAUGGCUGAAGCUCACCACUUCACAGACCUGUCCCAGAUCCCCUGCAAUGGGAAGGCAGCUGACAGGAUCCAUCAGGAUGGCAUUCACAUCCUGGUCAACAUGAAUGGCUACACCAAAGGAGCACGGAACGAGCUGUUCGCCCUUCGCCCUGCACCAGUCCAGUCCAUGUGGCUGGGCUACCCUGGAACCAGUGGGGCCCCCUUCAUGGAUUACAUCAUUACUGACAAGGAAACCUCUCCCCUGGAGGUGGGAGAGCAGUACUCGGAGAAGCUGGCCUACAUGCCAAACACCUUCUUCAUUGGAGACCACGCCAACAUGUUCCCACAUCUCAAGAAAAAGGCAGUAAUUGACUUCAAGUCCAAUGGGCACAUCUUUGACAACCGCAUAGUGCUGAACGGGAUUGAUCUGAAGGCCUUCCUGGACAGCCUGCCUGAUGUGAAGGUGGUAAAGCUGAAGUGUGAAGCCCAAGAGAGCACAGACAGCAACUCUGCCCUCUCCAUGCCUGUCAUUCCAAUGAAUACUGCAGCCGAGGCCAUCAUCAACAUGAUCAACCAGGGCCAGAUCCAAGUCACCAUCAAUGGCUUCACAGUCAGCAAUGGGCUAGCCACCACUCAGAUAUUUACAAUCGAGAAGGUCAAUGUAUCGGGAACUUUAGCUCUGCAGAUCAACAACAAGGCAGCAACGGGUGAGGAGGUCCCCCGCACCAUCAUCGUCACCACGCGCUCGCAGUACGGCCUGCCGGAGGAUGCCAUCGUGUACUGCAACUUCAACCAGCUCUACAAGAUCGACCCUCCCACCCUCCAGAUGUGGGCCAACAUCCUGAAGAGAGUGCCAAAUAGUGUCCUGUGGCUGCUGCGCUUCCCAGCUGUGGGCGAACCCAACAUCCAGCAGUACGCCCAGAACAUGGGUCUGCCUGCUAACCGCAUCAUCUUCUCACCCGUGGCCCCCAAGGAGGAGCAUGUGCGGCGCGGGCAGCUGGCGGACGUGUGUCUGGACACGCCACUCUGCAAUGGGCACACAACUGGCAUGGAUGUUCUCUGGGCGGGCACUCCCAUGGUCACAAUGCCAGGAGAGACCCUGGCGUCGCGUGUGGCUGCUUCCCAGCUGACAUGCCUCGGCUGCACCGAGCUCAUUGCCCCAAACCGCCAGGACUAUGAGGAUGUAGCUGUCAAGCUGGGCACCGACAUGGAAUUCCUGAAGAAGAUCCGUGCCAAGGUGUGGAAACAGCGCAUUUGUAGCCCACUCUUCAACACCAAGCAGUACACCAUGGACCUGGAGAAGCUGUACCUGCAGAUGUGGGAGCACCACGCCGCGGGGGGCAAGCCUGACCACCUCUUUAAACUGAAGCCCAUGGAGAGCAGCGAGAGCGCCUGAGCCGAGCACCGGCCCAGCCUGUACACCCUGCUGCUGCUGCAGUCUCUGCUCUGCCUUGUAAUGCAGCCCUCCCAGACCACCCUCCUCUCCCUGUGGAAGAGACUCUCCCUCUGCUGGAGCCUUCCAUCUGCAGCGUGACCCUUUUCCUGGUAGAAAAGAACUUGAUCUCCUGAGAGCUGUGGGGGGGGGAGGUCUGUCUUGUACAGCACCUUAACUGAGACUUUUCAUAUCCUGCCAUAUCCUGGGGGCUGCUGGACAAGGGAGGUUUUUUUUCUUGGUGUUCCCAGAAAGCACCAGUUUUAACAGCGGGUGUACAACUAUACUGAUCUAGUGAUUCAUAUGUGAAUCCUUGUCCGCCAAAUUGUGACUUCAGUCUUUUUUUUCUGUUUUAUCUUUUUUUUUUUGAACCAGACAUUCUGGAUUUAUAAGAAUAGAAGGAGGGAAUUACCAGGAUGUACCCGCACAGAUGAUAAAGCUUUUGUUGAAGACGAAUAAUUUGUAAAAAAAAAUCAUCUUUAAUGUGGAUACAAAGUCAUUUUUUAAUUAUUUUUUUUUCAUCAGGUGUUUCACACACACCCUUUGAAGUACAGUCAGUAUGUAGAUGAGUUGCCUUUGGUGGUUGUUUUCUGUGCAGCUCUGGCUGGAUGACGUUUUGUCACUGUUUUUGACACUCCGGCCAUAGGAACUCCUUAUAGGUCAGCAUCUGGCCUGCUGCCUGCCCUCUUGGUGUCUUUGGUCUGAACUGGCGAGCAAGGAGCGAUCUUGAUUUUGUUCUGCACAGUCCCAGUACACACACUGUACUCGAAAUGUCUCAGUCUUAACGUGAAACUGGGGGGAGGGGAUGGGUUGUGGUUCCGAUUUGGGAAUAUUGGAGAGAAAAAAAAAAACAAGCUCUUUUUUUAACCACAUGCCAACUUUUUGUGAGUGUGUGUAUGUGUGUAUUAAAGAUUUCCCCAAAUUAAUCAUUCUUUCUUCCCUAUAUACUAAGAUUUGUGCAAAAAACAACCAAUCCGUUCCAGCCAAGUAUAAUUGUGGACAAAAAUCAGUUUCUCAUUUCGGAAAGGGCAGCCUUCAUCUUACUAGAAGCAUGGCUACUCUUUUCUUUUUCUUAUCAGGAAAGGCCCAGGUAAGUAUUUUUAAGCUCUUAUUUUUUUUUACAAUUUUUAUUGAAGAUCUGUGCUGUUGUCUUGCUUACUUCUGCUUCGCUUCACCAUUGUGACUGUAGGGGAGACCUCUGCAAACGGCUCUACAUCCUAAAGGGUAUAUUCCACGGAUUACAACAUUUUGUUUUAUCUUUUAUUGUUAAAUCAAUGUUAAGAUAUCGGUUACAGGAGUCAUUUUAUGGAUUUCAUACAUUGUAUAACUGGCUCUUGUGACAUGGGGGGGAGAAAGUGGUCUAUUUUUCUUUGGUACAUUGAUUUCUGUUCAGUCACAAUCUAGUUUUUCAAAAAAGGUUCCAAAGAACGUUUGCCUGCCUUUAGGGGCACAUUGAAAACAGGCCUUUGUAUUGUGGAAGCAGUGUCCUCCAAAUUACAACAGAUGUUCACUUGUAUGUUUUGGUCAGUGUCAAAACAGUAGAUUCCUAGACUGAGAAAAGGGAAUUAUAACUCACUCUUGUGUGCCGUUUAACUGGGGCUCACAUUAGAUCAAGCAAAAACAUCACCAUAUUUAGAGACUGAAAGCAGGCCGUACUUGAGGGUUAUUUUGGUUCAUUUGAUUAUUUCUUCUACCCCUUUCCACAGUGUUGUGAAUCUUUUAAAUCUUUCAUCGUUAUUUUUCUUUUUUGACAAAUGUGAGCCGAAACAAAUGGUAAGACUUUAAAUACCACGCCAGGGCGGAGCUGUACAAUUGUAUAUCCUUCUGAGAUCUGUGUGAGACCUAUAAAAUGUCUUUUAAAAACCAAUUUACUGCUGCUGUGCUUCCUUCAAUCUGUUAGGUCUCUUGCAGUGUGGUCUUCAAUCUUACGUGCCAACUGGGCUGUUGGUACAUCACCAUCUAGAGUGCAACUAUAAAUAAACUAUUGGUUCCAAACUGA
This is a messenger RNA of Lepisosteus oculatus (spotted gar), 6923 nucleotides long. RefSeq names its product O-linked N-acetylglucosamine (GlcNAc) transferase, tandem duplicate 1 (gene ogt.1). Gene Ontology annotation, biological process: protein O-linked glycosylation. NCBI's taxonomy places the organism in Eukaryota, Metazoa, Chordata, Actinopteri, Semionotiformes, Lepisosteidae. The record is from RefSeq and is a predicted model, not a curated record. Gene Ontology annotation, molecular function: protein O-acetylglucosaminyltransferase activity; protein binding.